Molecule: messenger RNA, 2844 nt
Organism: Truncatella angustata
Lineage: Eukaryota; Fungi; Ascomycota; Sordariomycetes; Amphisphaeriales; Sporocadaceae
Exons: 2
Coding region: 1-2844 (947 amino acids)
Source: RefSeq, a predicted model, not a curated record
AUGGGCGAGUUCUCUCACCAGCAGCUUACAACCGAGAAAGAGGACAAGAAGGAUGACGACGAUGACGGCUGGCAGACCAUGCCAGCAUACGCACCUUAUGAUAUCUACGAUGAUGACAACAGGUUAAUUGCGAAGGAACAUAAUGAAGAAGAAGACGAGAAAUACGGAUAUGCUGGGCUUGGUGGUGCAGGCAAGGGAUACACUCGGGUUCUCGACGACGAGGACGCAGAGUCGGAAACCAGCAUGGACGACAACACCAGAUAUCUGUUCAACAAGACAGGUCCCACUACGAGCAUGGCAGAAGAUGACGCAGAUGAGCAAAGGGAUGCGGUAUCGCAACUGCAAGCGACAAAAGACCUUCUAACCGAAGGUCAAAGGAUAGCCUACGUCGGAGCUGUUCGGGUCGAGUUGUCGGACAUGCAAAAAGAGGCCGAAUUCGACUUCACCAAGAGGACGAAGAAGGAUGUCCAAACAGCCGCCGAGGCCAUGAUGAUGUGGGGGCAGAAGGUUAUGAUUCGAUUGUAUACGCACAUGGAAAUCAGUGCAGAUGAGCAGGUCAUGAUUGAACAGUUGGCCGCUCAUGGUGUUCGACCUGGUGAUCUCACGCCGGUGUUGAUGCAAAACGCAAGAGUCAAGAAUCCUGUGGCCGAAGAACAAUCAUCAGCACCCGCAACACCAAGAGUCGGUGCCAUGAGCCCACGCGCUUCCGUCUCUGUCUCUGGGACUCCACGAAGCGAGCAGAAUGCAGUGGCUCCCCCACCGUAUGACGCCCAUGCACAUGACGGCGAGGAGAUGCCCGAGGUCAAGACGCCAUCUCAGUUGCCCAGCACGCAGAAAAUUGAUAUCGACCUUCGCUGGACAGUGCUCUGCGAUCUCUUUCUGGUGCUCAUCGCAGACUCCAUAUACGAUGCUCGAUCAAGAGUACUACUAGAAAGAGUAGCUAAAGCUCUUGAAGUACCCUGGAUAGAUGUUUCGAGAUUCGAGAAGCGCGUCACCGAUGCACUGGAGAUGCAACAGGAGGCCGAGAAGGAGAACUGGAACGAAGAGCAACACUUGGAGAAUAGAAGAAAACUGGCGUUGAAAAAGCGAUACAUGAUGAUGGGCCUGGCUACUGUUGGUGGUGGUUUGGUCAUCGGUCUUUCAGCCGGUCUCCUUGCGCCUGUCAUCGGAGCUGGUCUGGCGGCGGGCUUCACUACAAUCGGUGUGGGAGGCACGAGCUCUUUCCUAGCUGGCGGUGCAGGCGCUGCCAUCAUAACAGCUGGAUCGACUGUUUCGGGAAGUUUCAUGGGCGGCAAAGCUGCUAAUCGCAGGACGGGCGCUGUCAAGACUUUUGAGUAUCGGCCUCUACACAACAACAAGCGAGUCAACCUGAUUGUCACCAUAUCCGGUUGGAUGACGAGCAAAGUCGAUGACGUACGUUUGCCGUUUAGCACGAUAGACUCUGUUAUGGGAGAUAUCUACUCUAUAUUGUGGGAGCCGGAAAUGUUGACAAGCAUGGGUGACACCAUCAACAUCUUGGCAACAGAGGCUCUGACACAAGGACUGCAGCAAGUCCUAGCCAGCACCAUCUUGAUGAGUCUCAUGGCCGCCCUACAGCUUCCUGUGGUACUAUCAAAGCUCGCAUAUCUCAUUGACAACCCGUGGUCAGUCUCUAUGGACCGUGCAUGGGCCGCUGGCCUUGUUCUGGCGGAUUCAUUGAUUGAUCGCAACCUCGGAACUAGACCCAUCACUCUGGUGGGCUACUCUCUCGGCUCACGAGUCAUCUUCUCUUGCUUGCUCGAGCUGGCGCGGAAGGGCGCUUAUGGCUUGGUCCAGAACGUUUACAUGUUUGGCUCUCCCAUGGUGGUGAAGACAGAUGAGUACCUCAAGGUUCGUACAGUCGUGGCUGGCAGAAUGGUCAACGGCUACCAUAAAAAUGACUGGAUUCUGGGUUACCUAUUCCGUUUGACGAACGGUGGAAUCCGUCGCGUAGCUGGUUUAACAAAGAUCGAAGGUAUACCGGGCCUCGAAAAUUUGGACUGCACAGAACUCGUCAAAGGACACAUGGACUAUCGACAAGCCAUGCCGAAACUGUUAAGAGAAUGCGGCUGGCUUGUCGAAAGCGACGAGUUUGGAGAAAUAGAAGAUCCCGACCCAGAUAACCACCAGGAAAGGCAGAGAGAACUCAUCAACGAAAUCGAAGAAGCCCGGAAAGAAUUAGAACAAGGGGGAGAGGCCAAGAAAAAGGGCGGCGCCUUCAGCUUCUUUUCACGCAAGAAGGCGAAACGCGCCGACUGGGAGGUCUACGAAGAAUCGAAGGGGCAGCCCGACGCCGAUGGGUCAACAUCCGAGGAGAACACAAACAGGAACAAAGGCGUGCUGUUCGAUGUUGAUGCCAUGAGAGCAGAGCUUGCCAGAGAGCAAACCAAAGAAGCUGACGAGGGGGAGGAACUAGAAAUCAAGGAGCUUAAGUCGACGCUUCCGCCAAUGAAGAUUGACGUGCCUCCACCGUAUGAUAACCCGCGCAACACGCUCCGCGAGACUAGAAGCGAAGACAUGAUGGCAACUCUCAGAACUGCAGCAUCUCCCAAUCUAAGCGUCUCUCAGGAUCGAACACCUAGACUGUCGAGCAGUGGCUUUGGAUAUCAUAGCCCGAAUCCUUCACAAGCAUAUGGAUUGGACCACGGAGACGACGGAGUUGAGAUGUCGUUCGACGAUGGGUACCGAGAACCGCCAUCGGCAACUCCGGGAAGGCCAGAUCUCAAAUCGAGCCAAACGACGCCGAAUUUAGCGCUACAUGACCCUUGGGCGGAUGAUGACGAUGAUUUUGGAAAGGAGAAGGAAAUCUCAAUGACCUUUGCCUAG